Molecule: messenger RNA, 1042 nt
Organism: Pristis pectinata (smalltooth sawfish)
Lineage: Eukaryota; Metazoa; Chordata; Chondrichthyes; Rhinopristiformes; Pristidae
Product: adiponectin-like
Exons: 4
Coding region: 1-948 (315 amino acids)
Molecular function (GO): protein binding
Source: RefSeq, a predicted model, not a curated record
AUGGGAGCUGAUGACAAGGAAGGGAAAUCAGAAAUUAUGCUGGGUUGGGGGUAUGUGGAAUUGGAGAUGGAAGAAGUCAGUUGGGUCUCAGUGAAUGGAGUUUGGGAUGGGGGUCACUUGGAACAGAGCUUGGUUACCACAGUAAAGAUGUUAUUCAAACGAUUCCUCUGGCUGGUGGUUUUAGUUGGCCUCACCUACUCUGAUGAAACAGAUGAACAACCAGAAGACACUGAAUCUGAACCUGAACCUGAACCUGAAGCCGUGCCUGAAUCUGAACCCGAGCCCGAACCUGAACCUGAAUCUCCUGUUGACAUCAGUUGUCGGAACUGGAUGGCAGGAAUACCUGGCAGUCCCGGCCACAAUGGUAUCCCUGGCAGAGAUGGUAGAGAUGGUCGUGAUGGUGCAAAGGGAGAAAGUGGAGCAACAGGAGAACCAGGACCAAAGGGCGAUGAAGGAGUACCUGGCCUACCAGGUUUAGAUGGUAAAGAAGGGCUUGCUGGGCUUCCAGGAGACAAGGGAGAAAAGGGAGAUAGUGGCUAUUCUUACCGUUCUGCAUUCAGUGUGGGUCUGACCACAAGAAAUCCUGUCCCAAACAUGCCUAUCAAGUUCUCCAAAAUAUUCUACAAUGAUCAAAAGCACUACAAUGAAGACACUGGCAAAUUCAGUUGCCCAUACUCAGGAGUCUACUUCUUUUCAUAUCACAUUACUGUCUAUACAAAGGAUGUCAAAGUUGGCCUGUAUAAAAACAAUAAGGUUAUCAUUUUUACUUAUGAUCAGUUUCAGAGUAAUGAUGUAGACCAAGCUGGAGGUUCUGUAGCUGUUCAUCUGGAUGAAGGGGAUGAAGUGUGGUUGCAGGUUUAUGGAGAUAAUACAUUUAAUGGGAUUUAUGCUGACAACAAUAAUGACUCCAUGUUUACAGGAUUCCUUCUGUACCCAGAUCUGCAUUAAACAACUUUUAUUACUACACUCCUAAAACAAGUACAGAAUUUCUACUUAAAUUACUUUAAAUUUGUCACCACUGGUGCUUGCUUUCCAACUACGA